Molecule: messenger RNA, 3376 nt
Organism: Pantherophis guttatus
Lineage: Eukaryota; Metazoa; Chordata; Lepidosauria; Squamata; Colubridae
Gene: TMEM74
Product: transmembrane protein 74
Source: RefSeq, a predicted model, not a curated record
CAGGAGGACGGAGGCGCGUGGAGAAGGGACCGCGACAACAACAACAACAACAACAACAACAACAAGUGCCCGUUCGGGGCGGCCCCGAUGGAGCCAGCGGGGGACGGACAGCGGCGCUUUUUUUCUUCUUCUUUUUUCUUUUUGCUCCCGAUGGAGUCAAACCUCUGGGAAAAAAAGAUCUACCAACGAAGCUGCUUCUCCUCUUCCUGUGACAACGGCAGGCUCAAAAAGGAGGCAUCGCCAAGUCAAUUUAUUUAAUUGAGUGGUGGUGGUGGCUGAAUCGGAAACCAGUAAAAUGGGAGCCAAAGGUCAGAAGUUGCGGGCGAAGACGCCUCACAACCACUGAAAUGGCAACCGGCUUGCAUUUGCCAAAACUGCAGAGAUGUAAAUGGUCAAUUGGACUUGUGCUCUGAAGCACCCAUGGCAUGUAUGGAGAUCUUGCAAGUCACCAGAGAGGGAGUUCCAUCCGCUGAGUGCCACGGUGUAGGUUGGAGUUUGCAUGCUACAUCAUCAUGCCAGGGCCGGCCUGAUGAAAAUGGGACGAAGAAUAGAUUCCUAGUUAUGACUGCCGAAUGCUGCGAGCAGCAUUGUAAAGCUGCUGAACAGGAAGCCAAGGAAGAACUUGCUCAGCCUUCUCUCGCCCUCCUUGCGGUAUCAUCGUUGUCCCCAGAAAUUACGGCAGCUGGUCAUCUCAUCUGCUCCAACUUUUCAAAGGAAGAGAAGGAGACCGCCUGCAAAAAUGCCUGUUGCUGUGAAUCGGAGACAUCCUUCACCUGCGUGGAUGAAAACACCAACCACCUCAAUCACCCAGGGAGUCUUGCAUAUGGUAGCUGUUGCCAAGACCAAGAGUUCCUUCCCCAUCCUGACCCUGACACAGAGAUGCCUUCAGAAUGGCCCUACGAUCCACCUUCCUUAAUGUCCGAGGAAGAGGAUGAUGCUGGCUCCGAAACUGCUGGUGGAAAAUCUAUUGAUUAUAGCUUCAUCAGUGCCAUCUUGUUCUUGGUCACUGGGAUUUUGUUGGUGAUCGUUUCCUAUGUGGUGCCCAGAGAUGUAACUGUGGAUCCCAGCACAGUGGCAGCACGGGAGAUGGAGCGCCUAGAGAAGAAGAGUGCCCGGAUUGGGGCUCACCUAGAUCGGUGUGUAAUUGCUGGGCUCUGUCUGUUGACCCUGGGAGGUGUUGUGUUGUCCAGUUUACUGAUGAUGCAAAUGUGGAAAGGAGAACUCUACAGGAGGAACCGAUUUGCAGCUUCCAAGGAGUCAGCCAAACUGUAUGGAUCUUUCAAUUUCCGAGUGAAAUCCUCUACAAGUGAUAAUAUGGAGUUAUCACUCGUGGAAGAGGAAGCUCUUGCUGUAACAAGUUAGCCUGGCCUUGAUAUAAUGAAGCAGCAAAAAUGGGUGUAGGGGAUAACUUGCAUUAAAUGGAAGCAAAGGAUCCUUAAAACAGCUAGCGCUACUGACAAAAGCGCCUUUGCCAACACAUCAAAAGGAAAUUUUGCAUUAUAAAGAUGUAUCAUAUUAAACAGGGAAAAAGAAAAGAGAUCGCGUUCAAAGUAGGUUCUACAGGUAGUCAUUGGCUUCCAACCAUGCAUUUAGUCACCCUUCAAAGUUACCCAAAAAAAUUGAUUUAUGACUAAGUUUUUCACACAACUGUUGCCGUAUUCCCACGGUCACAUGAUCAAAAUUCAGGCACUUGGCAACUGGCAUGUAUUUAUGACUGUUGCACUGUCCUGUUUUCUUGUGAUCAUCAUUUGUAACCUUCCCAACCAGCUUUUGACAAGCAAAGUCAAUACUUAACAACUCUGGCAAAAAAAAAAAAAGGUUGUAAAACAGGGUGCAACUCACUUAACAAUUGCCUUGUUUGCCAACAGAAAUAUUGGGCUUACUUGUGGUCAUAAGGCGAGGACUACCUGUACUGUCUGUAGCAGGGGUCUCCAACCUUGGCAACUUUAAGACUUGUGGACUUUAAUUCCCAGAAUUCCUCAGCCAGCAAAGCUAGCUGAUGAAUUCUGGGAGUUUAAGUCCACUGGUCUACAGAAAGUGUAUAGCUGUCUUGGUGUUCAUAGAAACCAGCUAUGGUGAAUUUCCAAGCACGUGGACUUUGAAGGAAGCUUUAUUCAGAAUUUGUGAUAGUCAGCAGGGUGGUACCACAUUAAACUCUACAUUAUCAGACUGCAACAGCUAUUUCAUUUAUUUAGUUACUUAUUCAUAAGAUUGAUAUUCCAACUCUUAUCCAGGACUCCAGCUUCCAAUUGUACCCCACAUCAUCAGUUCCAUGAGGCUUACAUCAAAUUCAGCUACAGAGUUUUCCAUGAUUGAGAAUGGACUUGAACCUUGGGUCUCCUAACCCUAGUUUAGCCCCUUAGCCAUUACACCAUGAUGGCUACUCUUGUAACCAUCAGACAAGGCCAUGUGGGAAUUGCAUUUAUUAUGAGCUGCAAAUUCAGUUUUGUGGAACCAUUUUGGGGCAUUAGGGAAACAAAAAUGCUGCUCUUGAAUCUCUAUCUAGACCUACUAUUUCAGUUUCCCACACAAUGAUGCUAUGCUGAAGAUAUUGGAGGAAACGGAAGUGGCAACGUGAAGAGUUAGGCAAGAUAUUGUGAGUCUUGUUGGGUUGUUAGGAUUCUAGCAAUUACUCUUGGGUGCUGGAUUCUGUCAGUGGCCCUGAUGCGUUAUAUGGGCCCUCUGUUCACUUGCAUACUGUCUUAAAUAUAUGAAGAGGCCAUCCCUGAUUGACAUCAUAUCAUUGCAGAGCAAGCUGGAUUGUGUAGAAAGUCAAGAGUGGUUCUCUAUUGUUCAGAAGACUGGGCAUGAGAGAAUUCAAGUUACAGGAACUCAAAUUCUGAUUGAAUAUUAGGAAACUAAACACCUAAGUAUUAAAACAGUUGGAAAUUAGAAUCAGUUAGCCAGAGAAGUUCACUUUAUUCCAAAUUAAUGUCAGAGGGUGGUGGUAAGGUGGAAUAGAGGCUCUGUGAUCUCAGUCAGUUGUUCCAAUUCUAUAUUACCAUAAUUUUUGGAGCAUAAGAUGCACCGAAGUAUAAGGCGCACCCUAGUUUUUGUGGAGGAAAAUAAGAAAAAAGCUGAUUGGUGGAUAGAUCGGCCUCCCGGAAUACCCCCAAUCAGCUGUUCCCAGAAGUGAAUUUUAGCAACAAGUUCUUUGGUUGUGAGCUCUGUGCCUUGCUUUUUCUUCUACCUAUGAAAUUUCUGAAACUCUGUUUCAGAAAAAACUUUUUUUCUACCCCUGAAAGCCUCCGAAACAGCUUCAGAAAAAAAGCCUUUUUUUCUGAAGCUCUGUUUGGAGGCUUUUUUUCUGAAGCUUCUUUCAGAGGCUUUUAUUCUGAAGGACUAUCUCUUCUUUGAUAUAGAACCAGUGCGAACU